AUGAGCAGGCCAGAAGACCCAGCCCAGCCGGACCCUGAAAGCUGCAGAGGUGCCAUGAGUACUGAGGAAGAUGCCAUGUGGAUUCAGUGGGUGACACACCAGUUUGAGACCAUUGUGGGAAAAGACUGGGAGAUCAACCUGCAAGAAUUCAAAGCAGCCCUGAAUGUGAACGAGUCCUUCUUUGCCGAGACAUUCUUCACCCUGUUUGACCCCGAUGGAGGCGGCACCAUCACCCUCCAGGAGCUGCUGGAGGCGCUGACCCUGCUCAUCCACGGCAACCCCAUGGACAAACUCAAAUUCCUCUUCCAGGUGUACGUCGAUGGCAGCGGCUCCAUCGUGGAUGAGCUGCGCACCGUGCAGCAGUCGUGCGUGCGCGAGAGCGCCAUCUCGCGGCCUGACGAGAAGCUGGACCAGCUACUGAGCUCUUGGGAGUCCGCCGACAAGGACUGCAACCGCGCCAGCACCUUCGACCCCCUCCGGAACGAGCUACAGCGCUUCCCCGGGGUCAUGGAGAACCUGACCAUCAGCGCUAAGCACAGGCUGACGCCCCCCGCCCCGGCCGCCCAGCCGCGCCGGCAUCGUGCCCAGCCUCUGACCUCCGCCUAUUGGCCCAACCACCGCAGCCACCUGCUCUGUCUGGCCGCCGACGCGGGCCUCCAUGUGCUGCUCUUCGCGCUGGCGGCCAGUGCGCACCGGGCCCCCGGCCCCUGCGUCAUGGUGGCCGAAGGCUGCCAGUGCCUCAACGUCGACUGUAGUCUCAUCGCGGUGCUGAUGUUCAGGUGCUGCCUGACGUGGCCACAGGCCACCUGGCUGGCUCAGGUCCUGCUGCUGGACUGGAACAUCCAGUUCCACCAGCUUAUGGGCUACGUGGUGGUUGUGCUCUCCCUUGUGCACACUGUGGCCCACAUUGUGAGCUGUGUGUCCUGCAGGCCCACGCUCCAGGCUCAGUCCGAGGCCAGCGCCUUCCUGUUCUGGGAACUGCUGCUCACCACCAGGCCUGGCAUCAGCUGGGUCCAUGGCUCGGCCUCCCCGACCGGUGCUUGUCUGCUCCAGCUCCUGUCUCUGGCCCUGUUCUGCCCCCAGGUCUUGAGCUCUGGAAGCUUACCAGCCCCUCCCUCUCCACCCUCACAGGUGUUCUACUGGACCCAUUUGACCUACCUCCCCAUGUGGAUUCUGCUCAUUCUGCACGGGCCCAACUUCUGGAAGUGGCUGCUGGUCCCUGGCGUCUUACGCUUCUUGGAGAAGAUCAUCGGGCUAGCAGUGUCCCGCAUGGCAGCCCUGUGCAUUGUGGAAGUCAAUCUCCUCCCCUCCAAGAGAAUGAACGGCAUCCGUCUCAGAGAAUAUGGCCAUGAGGACAGAGAUGGCACUUUCCGGACUUCACACAGCUCUGGCACCCAAGGCCCCCCUCUCUUCCACUACAGACCAGGCGACUCCUUGUACCUGAACGUCCCCAGCAUCGCGCUCUACGAGUGGCAUCCCUUCACUAUCAGCAGCGCUCUGGAGCAGAAAGACACCAUCUGGCUACAUGUCUGGUCCGAAGGCCAGUGGACAGACAGGCUGUAUGAGUCCUUCAAGACAUCAUGCCCCAUGGACGGUGGCUGCAAACAGCUGUCAAGAAGGUUGAGGAUGAGGAAGAGCCAGAGGAAGGCCCAGUUUGCCCUGCCAGCCUAUCCAUUCGGGAACCUCAGUACAGGGAGCAGUGGCCUUCAGCAGGGACAUCACCAUGGAGCUGACCUCCUGCGGGCCCAAGGGAACUCCACAGCAGGGGGACCUAAGGCCUGCAGUAGUAGCAAUAGUAGUAGUAGCUGUAGUAGCAGCAGUAGUAGUAGUGGUAGUAGCAAUAGUCAUAAUAGCAGUAGUAGUAAUAGUGGUAGUAGCAAUACUUGUAGUAGCAAUAGUAGCAAUAGUGGUAGUAGUAGUAAUAGUGGUAGUAGCAAUACCUGUAAUAGCAAUAGUAGUUGCAAUAGUUGUAGUAGUAGCUGUAGUAGCAGUAGUAGUAAUAGUCAUAGUAGCAAUAAUAGCAGUAGUAGUAAUGGUGUUAGUAGCAAUAGUAGUAGUAGCAGUAGUAGUAAUAGUCACAGUAGCAAUCCUGGCAGUAGUAGUAAUAGUGGUAGUAGCAAUACUUGUAGUAGCAAUAGUAGUAGUAGCAGUAGUAGCAAUAGUAGUAACAGUGGUAGUAGCAAUACCUGUAGUAGCACUAGUAGUAGUAGCAAUAGUGGUGGUAGUAGUAGCGGUAGUAGUAAUAGUGGUAGUAGUAGCAGUAGUAGUAAUAGUGGUAGUAGCAAUACCUGUAGUAGCACUAGUAGUAGUAGCAAUAGUGGUAGUAGUAGUAGCGGUAGUAGGAAGAGUGGUAGUAGCAAUACCUGUAGUAGCACUACUAGUAGUAGCAGUAGUAAGAGUCAUAGUGGGAACCAUAGCCGUAGUAGUAAUAGUGGUAGUAGCAAUACCUGUAGUAGCAGUAGUAGUAAGAAUCAUAGUAGCAACCGUAGCAGUAGUAGCAAUAAUAUGAGUAAUGGUAAUAGCAGCAGCGGCUGCAGCAAUCAGGCCCCGUCAUUUCUGGCUUGGACCGAUGCGCAAGUGGAGGUGGUACCCACCAGCCUCUUCCCUGUCGUGGCCCACAUGGAAAAUGACAACAUUCGUCUGCCGUGUCAGGGAAAACGGAGGAAGCUGCUUGAGCACAGAGGUGCCCACCAGGGGGCUCCACUUGCCCUGAGAGCCGAAGGGAUCCAGAUCUCAGUAAACCCGUCCCACUGCAGCCAGACUGAACAGACACCACGAGGUGUGACAGGGAGUGAGCUUCAGAGCCCAGGGACUGCCAUGCCGCCCUGGGACGCCUUUCCCCUUCGAGUCCUGAGGCGGCCAUGGGGUGCCGGCCAGACAGUGGAUACAGUCACUGUGUGCGCCUGGCGCAGAGCCCACUCCGCCCCAGCAGUGGGCCAGCUUUCCUUUCCAAAGCACUGGUGGGCCAAAGGUGUGAGUUCUGAGCACCCGUGGUCCGGCUCCGAGCCCCGGGGGCAAGGGGCUGACAUCAUGCCCUGUGCCUACCGCGGGCGGGAGCCCCUCCAUGCUACCUUUGCCUCCCACCACCCAGGCCCCUUCCUGGAGCUGCAUAUGUACAUGACCUCUGCACUGGGCAAGCACGACAUGAAGGUCAGUAGCCUGCAGAUGGCCCUUGACCUCCUGGCCGAGAAGGAGACGAAGGACCCCAUCACAGGCCUCCAGACAGGCACCCAGCCUGGGCGGCCUGACUGGAGCAAGGUGCUCCAGAAAGUGGCUGCUGAGAAGAAGGGCAAGGUGCAGGCCUUCUUCUGUGGCUCCCCAGUCCUGGCCAAGGUGCUCAAGGGCCACUGUGAGCAGUUUGGCUUCAAAUUCUUCCAAGAGAACUUUUAG
Odobenus rosmarus divergens (Pacific walrus) is the source of this 3390-nucleotide messenger RNA. It is a transcript of the gene NOX5, whose product is annotated as NADPH oxidase, EF-hand calcium binding domain 5. Gene Ontology annotation, molecular function: calcium ion binding; superoxide-generating NAD(P)H oxidase activity. NCBI's taxonomy places the organism in Eukaryota, Metazoa, Chordata, Mammalia, Carnivora, Odobenidae. Gene Ontology annotation, biological process: defense response; superoxide anion generation. The record is from RefSeq and is a predicted model, not a curated record. Gene Ontology annotation, cellular component: NADPH oxidase complex; plasma membrane.